Caenorhabditis elegans is the source of this 2171-nucleotide messenger RNA. It is a transcript of the gene K12D12.5, whose product is annotated as RNase H domain-containing protein. The transcript is spliced from 7 exons. Gene Ontology annotation, molecular function: catalytic activity; nucleic acid binding. The coding region runs from base 10 to 1956 and encodes 648 amino acids. The record is from RefSeq and is marked reviewed. NCBI's taxonomy places the organism in Eukaryota, Metazoa, Nematoda, Chromadorea, Rhabditida, Rhabditidae.
UUAUUCAUCAUGGAGCAAAGCAUUUUUCGAGACGAAAAAGGAGAUUGUCCAAUUGUCUACCUAGCUGGCACGCUAAUAUCAAUUGGCUCGAAACCCAGUGCGCGAUACGGAGUUUGUUGGGGAGCCGGGCAUGCCAAAAACGAAGGUGGACCAGUUGCCGGAAGUCAAACCUCUUUGCGAGCUGAACUCACUGCUCUCAGAAGAACUUUGGAGAUUGCACUCGCAGAAGACAUCACAAAGCUGAUAAUAGUAUUUCCAUCGAAAAUGCUCGGCGAGCAACUUGAGGUGUGGGAAAGGCGUCCAGAACAGCACGCUAGCUUCGAAAAUAGUGACAUUUUGUACAGAGUCGAGCAGCUUUUCGGAGAAGCUGAAGCGCGGAUGUACUUCUCAAUUGAUUUGCCGACGCCUCCUGAUCCACGAGCUCACGGAUACACAAAAGCACUUCAGUUAGCUAGGACGAUGCUUGUUGCGUCCAGGAUUUCAAGAAAUUCCCAGAUUACAACUGUUGCGAUCUUUGCAAUUUGCGAAAAAGAAGGAAAGUGCGAUGCACUUGCAAAAUAUGGAGUUUACUGGGGCCAAGACGAUCAUCGAAACGAGGCCGGUCUCGUAGAAGAUGGACAAACGAGUUUGAGAGCAAUCAUGUGUGCCGUACGCUCAGCAUUGAGAACUGCGGCAAUGCACGGAUUGAAACGCGUUCAUUUCCUCACUCGCAGAAUUGACAUUAUCAACAUUAUCAAGAAAUUAGCUAAAGGAGAAGAAGAAGAUAGCCCUGGAAAACGAAAUGGAGCAAUUUUCAGCGACUGCAGCCGCCUGCGCAGUGAGCUCUUGGAUAUCAGUGUUAAACUCGUUCAAAAGGAUGUCCCCUGUGUUGAGUUAGACAGAGCCGAAGCCAUUACUCGAGGAGCUACGAAGAAACUAAAGAAGCGGGACAAUGAAUAUGAACGGCUAGAUCGACAAUUACUCAUGAUUGAAUCGUCUUCUUCAGCAUCAAGUCCCGAAUCGCAGCCGAAAAUCGAAAAUAUUGGAGACAAGUGCCCAACUGCUGUCAUUCUUAAUCUUCUUGUUAGACCAAAAUUCGGCCAUAGUAAGGUCUCAUAUGCGGUAUACUGGGGAGAAAACGAUGAAAAGAAUGAACGUGGACCUGUGAACAUGCGUGCACAUGCUUUUCAAGCUGACUUGUAUGCAGCUAUGUGCGCACUGAAAAAGGCAAGGAGCAAAAAUAUUCGGAAACUUCAUCUGCUGACCACAUCCGAAUAUUUCAAAAACUGGAUGGAAAAUGUUCAGAAGAAAAACGAGCUGAUUAAUGAUAGAUAUGAUGUAAUGAUGGAAUUUCAACUUCUUCUGCAAAAUUUCGAAUCAGUGACAAUAGAAGUUGUAAACUCGAGCACUCAAGGUGCACGAAGAAAGAUGUACGAAGAUGCUCAAACCUUUUUCGCGGGAAGAAAUGAAUCUAUCCAGAAGCAGCGUUCCAUUGAAGACAUCCAGCUCGAAGAUCCCAUAGAGAACAACAUAGUUGAAGCGGAAUCUGUUAAUCCAGAAUCCAGCAAUCAAAUUCAAGUUGUCUAUGUUGGAGGUGCAUGCCGAGGAAGAGGAUAUGCGAACGCUUUAGCUGUAUACUCCGUCGUUUGGCCAAUAGGUGAAUAUGGAUGCUCCCAAGGCCCGGUCACUGGCAUUGUCAACAACAUUCGUGCAAAGCUGGCUGCCGUGAAAAGUGCGCUGCAACAGGCUGAACAAUUGGGAAUCGCCUCGCUCAUCAUCAGGACAAACGAUCAAAUGGUCCACGACACCUUGAUUCUUCAGAAUUCCCCAAUUGGAAACAUUGAUUUGAUGGAUGACAUUGAAAGUUACAAAUCUCGAAUGAGGUUCGUUGCAUACCAGCUAACCACCGGAGACUAUGCAAGAGGCAACGUCGUGGCUGAUAGAUUGGCCGAAGUUAUCGUUGAGAGCAUAUUCUGAUGUCAAUUCUUCAUCAUUACCAUGUAAAUGCGAUCGUGUAGCUAAUAAGAAUUGCAUAUGAAUUUCUUUAUCUUUUCCCCCUGUUACAGUCUGCAAUCCUACAUUUUUCGCCCCCCCCCCCCCCCCCCCAAUGUCCCUUUUUACAUGUUUUAUGCGUUCUGAAUCCGAAUUUUUUUUGUAUUAUUUAUCAAUUCAUAGUUAACAAAGAUUCAAUU